AUGUUUGUGGACAUGUUUCUAGUAGCCAAGACUGUUCCAAUUGCCAAGGAUCUCCACCUCCCUAUUUAUGUUGUUUCCACUUCCUCAGUCGAGUUCGUCUCUCUCAUGGCGUACUUUCCAGUUAUCCAACUGAAAUCGACCGAGUUCAACAAUGCUUCCACUGAAAUCAAGAUUCCGGGAUUGCCACCGAUGGCCGUGUCAAGCCUCCCACCAGCACUCCUCGAUCCCAGCCAUCUUUUUACUUCGAUCAUCAUUAUGAACUCUCAGGCUCUAUCUGAGGCCGAAGGAAUCUUGAUGAAUACCUUCGAGUGGUUCCAGGCAUCGACACUCGGCACUCUCAACAAAGAGAGGGCGGUGGCAAGCUUACCGCCAAUUCUGCCCGUCGGGCCACUAGAACCAUAUCACAUUCCGCCAGACGGGGACCAUCACUACCGGUCAUGGCUAGAGAACCAGCCCUCCGAAUCCGUAGUGUACAUAAGCUUCGGGAGCAGAACGGCAAUGUCCUGGGAUCAGGUGCGGGAGCUGGAAAAGGGGUUGGAGAAGGCCGGGUGGAGAUUCUGCUGGAACCUGAAGACCAGCAAAGUAGACAAGGACGACCACGAGGGCGAGAAAGACAUCCUGAGCGAUUUCUUUGUGGAGAGAACCAAAAACAAGGGAGUGAUCAUAAGAGGGUGGGCAGACCAGCAGGAGAUUCUGGCGCAUCCAGCCAUCGGAGGGUUUGUGAGCCACUGCGGGUGGAACUCGGUGACGGAGGCAGCCUGGCAGGGUGUGCCGGUGCUCGCAUGGCCACAACACGGAGACCAGAGGCUGAAUGCGAAGGUCGUGGAGGAUGCGGGAUUUGGGCUGUGGGAGAGGGACUGGGAUUGGGGUGUUGAUGGGAUUGUGAAAGGGGAAGAGAUUGAGAGGAAGAUUGUGGAGCUGAUGACAGAUGAGAAGCUGAGAGAGGGAGCCAAGAAGGUGAGAGAAGAGGCCCGGAAGGCUGUUGAGAGUGGUGGGAGCUCUGAUAGGGUGAUUAGGGAUGUAAUUAACUCGUUAUCUCUUCCAUUUUGA
Molecule: messenger RNA, 1050 nt
Organism: Eucalyptus grandis
Lineage: Eukaryota; Viridiplantae; Streptophyta; Magnoliopsida; Myrtales; Myrtaceae
Product: UDP-glycosyltransferase 13
Exons: 1
Coding region: 1-1050 (349 amino acids)
Molecular function (GO): UDP-glycosyltransferase activity
Source: RefSeq, a predicted model, not a curated record